Messenger RNA from Gadus morhua (Atlantic cod), 4739 nucleotides. It is a transcript of the gene rasa1a, whose product is annotated as RAS p21 protein activator (GTPase activating protein) 1a. NCBI's taxonomy places the organism in Eukaryota, Metazoa, Chordata, Actinopteri, Gadiformes, Gadidae. The record is from RefSeq and is a predicted model, not a curated record. The transcript has 26 exons. The coding region runs from base 1 to 3168 and encodes 1055 amino acids. Gene Ontology annotation, biological process: regulation of GTPase activity. Gene Ontology annotation, molecular function: protein binding.
AUGAUGGCUGCGGAGGUCGGCAGCGAGGAGACGGGAUCAGUGUCAACAGGGACAGGGGUGGCAGGCAGCGGAGGGCCCGACACGGCCCAUUUCCCGUACUACUCUAAGUCCACCAGAGUGCGAGUCACUGAUCUGGGACCAGUAGUGGAGCCAGCCAUGCGCCAGAAUUCCAACACCUCUCCAGACUCUCCUCCCGAUAUGAGCAUAAUAUAUCCCGUUUCAAGGGGAGAAAUGUCCGCAACAGGGAGUGGUGGGCAUUCAAUUAUUCUUGGAACAAGCUCAGGAACCGUGGGCGGCAUGUGUUCUCCCACUUCGGAUGACCCAAGUUGCCGGAUGUCACCCACAUCUUCAUGCCCGGAUGGGCCGAAUCUCUUUCCCCCACUGCCACCCCCUCCUCCACCUCCUCCAGGCUGCGGGGUACUGGGAACGGUGGAUGAGAGUGACAUGCAAGAUGGACCAGAAUACGAGGAAGAGGAGGUGGUGUUCCCCCUGUCAGCGCCACCCACGAACCAGUGGUACCAUGGCAAGCUGGAUCGGACCAUCGCAGAGGAGCGGCUGCGCCAGGCCAAGACGCCCGGCAGCUACCUCAUCAGGGAGAGCGACCGCCGGCCCGGCUCCUUCGUCUUGUCCUUCCUCAGCAUGACGGGCGUGGUCAACCAUUUCAGGAUUAUUGCCAUGUGUGGGGACUACUACAUUGGAGGCCGGAGGUUCUCCUCCCUGUCUGACCUGAUUGGCUACUACAGCUAUGUGUCCUGUCUGCUGAAGGAGGAGAAGCUGCUGUCCCCAGUGGCGCCCCCAGAGCCUGUAGAAGACAGGCGACGAGUGAGGGCUAUUCUUCCAUACACCAAAGUGCCAGAUACAGAUGAAAUCAGCUUCCUGAAAGGGGACAUGUUUAUCGUUCACAAUGAAUUGGACGACGGCUGGCUGUGGGUGACCAACGUCCGGACUGAGGAGCAGGGCCUCAUCGUGGAAGACCUGGUGGAGGAGGUGGGCCGUGAAGAGGAUCCACAUGAGGGCAAAGUCUGGUAUCACGGCAAGAUCAGCAAGCAGGAGGCCUACAACCUGCUGAUGACAGUGGGCCAGGUGUGCAGUUUCCUCGUCCGGCCCUCUGAUAACACGCCGGGUGACUACUCCCUGUUUUUUCGCACCAAUGAAAACAUCCAAAGGUUUAAAAUCUCCCCUACCCCCAACAAUCAGUACAUGAUGGGGGGUAGGUACUACUACAGUGUUGACGACAUCGUUGACCAUUACAAGAAAGAGCAGAUUGUUGAAGGCUACAACCUGAAUGAGGCGGUUUCAGUUCAGCAUCAAGAACAAGUCCUCUCUGACAUCGUGGACGGAAAGGAAAUCUACAACACCAUCAAACGGAAGACGAAAGACGCCUUCUACAAGAACAUAGUCAAAAAAGGCUACCUCCUAUUCAACAAAGGUAAAGGCAAGCGGUGGAAGAACCUUUACUUCAUCCUGGAGGGGAACGACGCGCAGCUCAUCUACUUUGAGAGUGAGAAGAGAGCCACCAAACCCAAAGGGCUAAUCGACCUCAGCGUGUGCUCUGUUUACGGAGUGCAUGACAGUCUGUUUGGCAGGCCAAAUUGUUUCCAGGUUGUGGUCCAGCACUUUAGCGAGGAGCAGUACAUAUUUUACUUUGCAGGGGAAGCUCCAGAGCACGCACAGGACUGGAUGAAAUGCCUUCAAACCUUCUGCAGUAACCUAAGGAAACCCACACAGCAGACGAUCAACAAGAGACUGAGACAGGUGAGCAGUCUGGUCCUGUACGUGGAGGAGGCCCACAAGCUGCCCGUGAAGCACUUCAACCAGCCCUACUGUAACAUCUACCUGAACAGCGUGCAGGUGGCCAAGACACACCCCAGGGAGGGUCAGAACCCUGUCUUCACGGAGGAGUUCAUCUUCGAUGACUUGUCGUGCGAAAUCAACCGAUUCGAAAUCAGCCUGAGCAACAAGACAAAAAAGAGCAAAGAAAGUGACAUUUUGUUCAUGCGCUGCCAGCUGAACCGCCUGCAGAAGGGCCAGAUGAUCGACGAGUGGUUCCCGCUCAGCUCCCACGUCCCCCUGAAGGGCAUCGAGCCGGGGUCGCUGCGUGUCCGCGCCCGCUACUCCAUGGAGAAGAUCAUGCCAGAGGAGGAGUACAGCGAGUUCAAAGAGAUGAUACUCCACAAGGAGUUUCAUGUUAUCUACGACCUGGCCCAUGUGUGCGGCCAAGACCGCACCCUGCUGGCCAGCCUGCUGCUCCGGAUCUUCAGGCACGAGAAGACAGAGGCCCCCCUACUGAGGACACUCAACGACAGGGAGAUCAAUAUGGAGGACGAGGCGACCACGCUGUUCAGAGCGACCACGCUGGCCAGCACGCUGAUGGAGCAGUACAUGAAGGCCACCGCCACGCCCUUUGUCCACCACGCCCUCAAAGAAGCCAUCCUCAAGAUCAUGGAGAGCAAGCAGUCCUGCGAGCUAAACCCUUCCAAGUUGGACAAGAACGACGAUGUGAACCUGAACUUGGCGCACCUCCUCAACAUCCUAUCUGAACUGGUGGAGAAGAUCUUCAUGGCCGCCGAGAUCCUGCCACCGACACUGCGGUACAUCUAUGGCUGCCUGCAGCAGUCAGUACAGCAGAAAUGGCCGGCCAACACCACCAUGAGGACCAGGGUCGUCAGUGGCUUUGUGUUCCUACGGCUGAUCUGCCCUGCCAUCCUCAACCCCAGAAUGUUCAACAUCAUUGCUGACCCUCCGUCCUCAAUAGCCGGCAGGACGCUGACUCUGGUGGCCAAGUCGGUCCAGAACCUGGCCAACCUGGUGGAGUUUGGUGCCAAGGAGCCCUACAUGGAAGGAGUGAACCCCUUCAUUAAGAACAACAAACAUAGGAUGAUCAUGUUUCUGGACGAAUUGGGGAACGUUCCAGACCUCCCCGAGACGACUGAGCACUUUAGGACAGACCUGUCCCGAGACCUAGCGGCACUGCACGAGCUCUGCGCUGCCCACUCAGACGGACUGCGCAUCCGGAGUACCCAGCGGGCAGCUCAGCAGCACGUGUUGAAAAAGCUGCUGGCCAUCACAGAGCUCCUGCAGCAGAGGCAGGAUCACUAUGCCAUGUCCAAUAGCAACAGGACGGAGUGUACCAUUAUGUCACUGGCCGCUGCCAUCCAGGUAAUGUGAAUUAGCAAGUGCCACCAGAGAGGGAGAGACAAAGACAAUGCUCGGAACGACUGGCCAGUCAGCUACACAUUCUGGUUCGGCGUGAAGGGACAGAAGAUCUAAACUGAAUAUGAUUUUGCUAAGCAUGUAGCCAUGUGCAAAGCCCUUAUUGGCCGUUUUAAAUGCAACACUGCUGCAGGAACUCACUUUCUCUGGGGAUGACGCCUGCAAAUUUUGAAAACCUUCCAAAGCCUAUCCGCGACAAGUUUACUUCAGAUACUUUCGUGUUUGUGUAUGGGGGCUGGGGGGGGGGGGGGGGACUACGGUGAAGCUUCUGAAAGGAGAUGUGGAUCUCUGAAGAUGGACCCGAGAUACAUUUUGAAUCAUUCACUGUAGAGGCCUCCCCAGAAGUUCUCCUGAACAGUUUAUAUCUCCCGCUUCUUUAUUUUACCUUCGGCUACAUGGACACAGCCGUUAUUUCACCUUAACAAUGCAGUACGACACAGAAGGCAAGUAUGUAGGUGACCUGGAAAACCAUGGUUUGGGACUUUGACGAGGAAACCGAGUCGGGACAGAGAGGCGAUCCAAAGCAUUAAAAAGUAGCACUGUCUGCCAUCAUCAGGGAAUUCUAACUUAGAACCUCUCUCUCUGACAAACAAAACAAGCCUUAACUCCCUUAACCUUUCUGCACAGCAACCUCUAACCCUCCUACGCGGGACUUCACCACACAAGCUCAAGUAUUCGUCCAUGUGUUGGGGGAAACAUGCUAAGCCGGAACCCAACAUCAUUUUAUAUGCCGCUUUUCGCUUGUUAGUAUUAUCCACAUAGGCUUGUGCUGAGGGGGUUUGUGUAAAGGUAGCUGAAAUGGGUUGAACCAUAACGAAGUUGUAUGACGUGCUAACAAAUGAUGUGUGUAGAGGAUAUCUAAGCUGUCCUGUGCAUGUGAUUAAUAACCAUAGAUGAAGACUUGUUAAAAGUGUAUGGGCCUACAUAUAUGCUGCUCUUUAGAAACUUCACUAAAAGCUUCCGCUAAGACCGGAGAGAAAACAAAACUGCUUUCAUGUGUUUACAGUCACAACCAUAACCAUAUGGUUAAUGCGUGCGGGACUUCUCUGCGUUGAAACCUGUGACUGUACGCAACUGUUAUGACUGCCGCCAGGGAUCCGUCCCUCACAGCUAGUAAUCCCUUUGAAUCUGUGCCUGCCAGAACAAGAGUUUACCAAACUGUUUACCGUUGAUGCACUAUCGCUACCACAGACCUCGACCGGGUGUCAAGGAGGAUGACCGGGGGAGGGGGCGACGGGGAGAUUGAGCCUAAGUCAAAGUCUCCUCCUCCCAGUACCCCGCGAUAAGCAGCAUAGUCUUGGUUGUUGUAGGGUAGGGGUGUGCGAUGUGCUGUUGUAUUUCCUUAUUGUAUUUCAUAUUAGCCAAUGAUGUGUUCCUUUUUUUAUUUUUCUACCUGAUACCGAACCUCAAUCUUUUGCAUCUUAGAUACAACCUGGCUGAAUAAAAAACGUUAGUACGUAGAACUGUGUGAACUGUGUGAAUCGUUGUGCUUUUAUCCCCUUUUUUACUAACAUCUUGCAACUGUG